Molecule: messenger RNA, 1303 nt
Organism: Oncorhynchus nerka (sockeye salmon)
Lineage: Eukaryota; Metazoa; Chordata; Actinopteri; Salmoniformes; Salmonidae
Product: peroxiredoxin-1-like
Exons: 6
Coding region: 85-684 (199 amino acids)
Biological process (GO): leukocyte activation; cellular response to stress; response to oxidative stress
Cellular component (GO): cytosol
Molecular function (GO): thioredoxin peroxidase activity
Source: RefSeq, a predicted model, not a curated record
UAUAGUUCCAUGCGAUGAAUCUCAUUCUUCGCACUCCGCAUCUCAAGCUGCUGCUGUCAGGAUCAAGGCAGAGUGAAACUGAAGAUGGCUGCAGGUAAAGCGCGCAUCGGGCAUCUGGCCCCUGACUUCAAGGCCACAGCAGUCAUGCCAGAUGGACAGUUUAAAGACCUCAGCAUUUCCAACUACAGAGGGAAGUAUGUGGUGUUCUUCUUCUACCCGCUGGACUUCACCUUUGUGUGCCCUACUGAGAUCAUCGCCUUCAGUGACGCUGCCGAGGAGUUCAGGAAGAUCGGCUGCGAGGUCAUUGGUGCCUCUGUUGACUCCCACUUCUGCCAUCUUGCCUGGACCAACACACCUCGUAAGCAGGGUGGUCUGGGCCCAAUGAAGAUCCCUCUGGUAGCCGACACACUGCGUUCCAUCUCCACGGACUACGGGGUGCUGAAGGAGGACGAGGGCAUCGCCUACAGGGGCCUAUUCAUUAUUGACGCCAAGGGCCUCUUGAGGCAGAUCACCAUCAACGACCUUCCAGUGGGACGCUCCAUCGACGAGACCCUGCGUCUGGUGCAGGCCUUUCAGUUCACUGACAAACACGGAGAGGUCUGUCCCGCCGGCUGGAAACCAGGAAGUGACACCAUCAAGCCCGACAUCCAGAAGAGCAAAGACUUCUUCUCCAAGCAGCACUAAGACGAUGAGUGUCUGCAGCCUGUUGUAGGACAACUAGAAUUACAGUACAUUUCAAUAGAACAAUAGGCUACUGCUCUUCACUAUCUAUGUGCCUGGGAACUGUAGAACAAUGUCAUCAGCAUCCCAUUAUCUGUCAUGUGUUUAGAUAGAAAUGAUGACCAAAGAAUCUAGAUUAGAUUGUGUUGGAGAGGUUUUAGUGUCAUUAACCAGGUUCCAUCCAACCUUUUUUAUGCGAGUAAAGUACAUGUCGGUUGCAAAAUGUCACGACAGAUCUGAUGGAAACUGUGAAUUUGUCGGUAAACUUUCCAAAUGACGACAAAACAAAAUACGCUAGACAAGGUGGUAUCGUUUUUGUCUGAAAAAUGUAUUAUGAGAGAAAUGGCAGUGGAAAGGCUUUUAUGCACAAAUUUCAAUAGAAUAUAUAUAUUUUAAUUAUUGUCACCAUCCUAUCAAAGUGAACUUGGGAGUCAUGUGAUGACAUGUGUGGUCCUCCCACCACAACUCGGAGAAGCAUGCAGUUUAUUAGGCUACAGAUGAAAUAAGUUAUGAACAUCACAUGGUGGUCAAUAUGUCAGUUGGUGAGCUUGAUGCUCCUUUCCAAUAAAUAUUGAGGGUCUUA